AGGAGGGGGCAGAGGAGCGGAGGCGGCUCGGCCCGGUCGGUGGCUUCAACGGCGCCAUGAGAGCGGGGAGCGGCGGAGAUUGAAUUCAGCUAGAACUCAACUUUGUUAGGGCUUUUUUUAAAAAAAGUUAUUUCAGUGCAUCAGAGCAAGUGAUUACUGCCUGACCGUUCAGAGACUUCCAGGUGCUUGCCUGCAUUGCAAUAAAGGACUCAUCUAUUGAGCAAGACUUAUAUUUAUCUCUUCAUUUCGGAGAGUCUAAUAAACUGUUAUUACAGUUUCUGUACUGACUUUCAAACGUUUUUGAAGUCUAAAAAGAGACAGACACCUUUCGAAAUAACCCAGCAUGAGCACGGCCAGAACAGAGAACCCUGUUAUAAUGGGUCUCUCCGGUCAGAACGGACAGCUGAGGGGCCCUGUGAAGCCCAGCGGUGGCCCCGGAGGAGGGGGCACACCGACACAGCAACAGAUGAAUCAGCUGAAAAAUACCAACACAAUCAACAACGGCACUCAACAGCAAGCACAGAGUCUGACCACCACUAUUAAGUUUUCCUCCUGUAGACCUGGUGAUGACUGGAAGAAGACUUUAAAACUCCCGCCAAAAGAUCUGCGAAUCAAAACUUCGGACGUGACCUCCACAAAAGGAAAUGAAUUUGAAGAUUACUGUUUGAAGCGGGAGUUGCUGAUGGGAAUUUUUGAAAUGGGCUGGGAAAAGCCAUCUCCUAUUCAGGAGGAGAGCAUUCCCAUUGCUUUAUCUGGUAGGGAUAUCUUGGCAAGAGCUAAAAACGGGACUGGCAAGAGUGGUGCCUACCUCAUUCCUUUACUUGAACGGCUAGACCUGAAGAAGGACAAUAUACAAGCAAUGGUGAUCGUUCCCACCCGAGAAUUAGCCCUGCAGGUCAGUCAAAUCUGCAUCCAGGUCAGCAAACACAUGGGAGGGGCCAAAGUGAUGGCAACGACAGGAGGAACCAACCUGCGCGACGAUAUAAUGAGGCUUGACGACACAGUGCACGUGGUGAUCGCUACCCCUGGGAGAAUUCUGGAUCUCAUCAAGAAAGGAGUAGCGAAGGUCGAUCAUGUCCAGAUGAUAGUAUUGGAUGAGGCAGAUAAGUUGCUGUCUCAGGAUUUUGUACAGAUAAUGGAGGACAUUAUCCUCACGCUACCUAAGAACAGGCAGAUUUUGCUCUACUCAGCCACUUUCCCUCUUAGUGUACAGAAAUUCAUGAAUUCCCAUUUGCAGAAACCCUACGAAAUUAACCUGAUGGAGGAGCUGACUCUGAAGGGAGUAACCCAGUACUACGCAUACGUAACCGAGCGCCAGAAAGUACACUGCCUCAACACCCUCUUCUCCAGGCUCCAGAUAAACCAGUCGAUCAUUUUCUGCAACUCCUCCCAGCGGGUUGAACUGCUAGCCAAGAAGAUUUCCCAACUGGGCUAUUCCUGCUUCUAUAUCCACGCUAAAAUGAGGCAGGAACAUCGGAAUCGUGUGUUCCAUGAUUUCCGAAAUGGCUUAUGCCGCAAUCUUGUUUGCACUGAUCUGUUUACCCGAGGUAUUGAUAUCCAAGCUGUGAAUGUGGUGAUAAACUUCGACUUUCCAAAGCUGGCAGAGACCUAUCUCCAUCGGAUUGGCAGAUCAGGUCGCUUUGGCCACCUGGGGCUGGCCAUCAACUUGAUCACCUACGACGAUCGAUUCAACCUGAAAAGUAUUGAGGAGCAGCUGGGAACCGAAAUUAAACCUAUCCCGAGCAACAUCGACAAGAGCCUGUAUGUGGCAGAGUACCACAGCGAACCCGUAGAAGACGAGAAACCGUAACAAGCACGCUUUGAUUAACAACUUCCGAAGCUGAAACCCUCUGAUCCGGAUCCGCGACACAUCAUUUCUUUGGGAGUGCUCUUCUCUUGGUGGGUUUUUCAUUUUGGAACUAUGAAGACUUAAAACGAGCUCAGACUUUUGUUUUUCUUUUUUUUAAUCUGACGGAGAGGAGCGAAAAGCUGAAAAAGAAGGAAUAUACCUUUUUGUUUUUUCCACUUGUUUGCACUGUGUGCUGACUGAACAUUAGUUGCACUAACUGCUGGUUUUAAAAAAAAAAAAAUUUUCUUCUGGGGGCAAAGGAGGGGAGAGACCCUGAAAAGAGAAGAAUCUUGACGAACACACAAGCUUGUCUACGAUCUCAACGUUCUCGCAACAGCCGACUUCUGAGUGCAUUUCAACUUCUCCUUGGUUACCCAUCCGUUUUGAAGCCUAAAAAGCUUUGUUACUUAUUUGUGCGAAGUGCCUUAUGCUAUGAGACGAUUCAGAAAAAUCAUCCGUCAGACCCGGCCCGAGGACCCCGACAACUGCAGUUCCUACUUUGGUUUGUUUUUUUGGUAUUUUGUUUCCGUUUUUGGUUCAGGUCAAAGUCCCCUUCCUCUGACCCGCAUCGUGUCCCGUUUUUCCCCCCACCCCGGCCCCCGGCCUAUCCGAACAGUCAAGCGUAGGCCUGGGAAAGCAACCUUAGCUGUAACGUCUAACACUCUGUUUUGGUUUUGAAAUUGGAGGAGUUGAGAUGCACCUGCAGUUGACCCACGCUGUAAAUACAUGUAUUUAAAAGAAAAAAAAAAUCCCCCGACGGAAAAAAAACCCCCAUCUGGGCUGAGUAGAAGGCGGUGGCAGCGGCAGCGGCAUCGCUCCCGAAGGGAUGAGCGAUUUUUCUCAUUGCAGGAGCCACUGUGCCAGAUCCACCGUGCUGAAGCACGGAACACUAAAGACUGGUUUCCAUAAGCCUCCAUUAGCAGUCCCGGCACUUGGUGUGGAGGUACGUCAGAGCUGUGACCCCCUUUCUUCUCUGGCAAAGCGUGUCCCAUAGAAAAGCGGAUGUGUAUACUUGUAUAGACUUUGUAAAUAAGGUUUUUGGUUUUUUGCUG
Tachyglossus aculeatus (Australian echidna) is the source of this 2901-nucleotide messenger RNA. It is a transcript of the gene DDX6, whose product is annotated as DEAD-box helicase 6. Gene Ontology annotation, biological process: P-body assembly; cytoplasmic stress granule assembly. Bases 344 to 1810 code for a protein of 488 amino acids. The record is from RefSeq and is a predicted model, not a curated record. Gene Ontology annotation, cellular component: P-body; cytoplasmic stress granule. The transcript is spliced from 14 exons. Gene Ontology annotation, molecular function: ATP binding; RNA helicase activity; mRNA binding. NCBI's taxonomy places the organism in Eukaryota, Metazoa, Chordata, Mammalia, Monotremata, Tachyglossidae.